This is a messenger RNA of Daktulosphaira vitifoliae (grape phylloxera), 3064 nucleotides long. Its product is annotated as probable cytochrome P450 6a14. Lineage: Eukaryota; Metazoa; Arthropoda; Insecta; Hemiptera; Phylloxeridae. The record is from RefSeq and is a predicted model, not a curated record. Gene Ontology annotation, molecular function: oxidoreductase activity, acting on paired donors, with incorporation or reduction of molecular oxygen; monooxygenase activity; iron ion binding. The coding region runs from base 14 to 2890 and encodes 958 amino acids. The transcript has 10 exons.
ACAUAGUUCUUGAAUGAAGUGCGUAUUAGCCAUAAUGUUGUCUAUUAUAAAUUCUUUUGAAAUAACGGUAGCGUUGUUCAUUUUAUUGAUUUUAUUACUUUAUUAUUUUAGUACAUCAACUUAUGAUUAUUGGAGCAAAAGAAAUGUACCGCAUUUUCGUCCUAUACCGCUGUUUGGACAUAUCUUAGAAAUUGUACUUGGGUUGAAAAAUCCAGUAUUCAUAUUUGAAAAAAUUUAUAGACAUCCAAGUAAAGCAAAAUACGUUGGAAUAUACCAAAUGAGAACGCCAAUUUUGUUGAUACGUGAUCCUGAGCUUAUUCAUAAGAUACUUAUUAAAGACUUUUCACAUUUCACCGAUCACGCAGUACCUAUUGAUCCUGAUGGUCCACUUGCAAAUCAUCUGUUUUUAAUGAAAGGCCAAAAAUGGAAAAUAAUGAGAAACAAAAUCAGUCCUGUUUUUACAUCUCGCAUGUUAAGAAACAUGCACGAACAGAUUAAAGAAUGCAGUAACGAAUUAAUUGAAAAAAUUGAAAAACAUCUUAAAAACGAUGACAUUAUUGAAGUAAAAGAAAUGAUUGGAAAUUAUUCAACAGACGUUAUUGGUACUUGUGCUUUUGGAUUAAAACUGAAUACCAUUACUGAUCCUGAUUCACCUUUUCGGAAAGCUGGCAGAACUAUAUUUGAACCUGAUUUUUGGUCAAUGUUAAGUCAAUUGGUAACAAUGAUAUCGCCAUCAUUAAAAAAAAAACUUAAGCUUAAUGAUGUACAACCAGAGGUAGUGGAAUUUUUCGUAUCUGCUUUUAGUGAUACAAUGAAAUUUAGAGAAGAUAAUAAUAUUUUGAGGGAUGAUCUCGUACAAUGUCUUAUACAAGCCAAUAAAGAUUUAGUUAUAAAUAAAACUGAACCAUCAGUUGAAUUUCAGUACAUGGACAUAAUUGCUAAUGCUUUUCUUAUGUAUCUUGCUGGUUUCGAAACCAUCUCUACCGCAAUGAGUUUUUGUCUUUACGAACUUGCAUUACACAAGUCUAUCCAAGAUCGAGUUCGUGAAGAAAUGACUCAUUUAAUGGCAAAACACGAUGGAAAAAUCAAUAGUGAAUUUUUAUCCGAUUUGCACUAUUUAGAAAGGGUUAUAGCAGAAACUUUAAGAAAAUAUCCACCGGCACCUUCGCUCACUCGAGAAGUGACAAAGGACUAUCAACUACCCGAUGAAGAUCUAAUACUAAAAAAAGGCUCACAAAUACUAAUACCUAUGUACAGUUUGCAUAUGGAUAGUAAGUAUUAUCCUGAACCUUUGAAAUUUGAUCCAGAUAGAUUCUCUGACGAAGAAAAAGCAGGGCGAACUAGUGGUACUUAUCUACCUUUUGGAGAUGGACCUCGUUUUUGUAUUGGAAAACGUUUUGCUGAAAUGGAAAUGAAAAUAGCGCUGACUGAAUUGCUAACAAGAUAUGAGGUAGAAACAUGUGAGAAAACUGAUAUGCCUCUAAAAUUUUUAGCAAGAACACCAGUACUCACAACCAGUAAUGGAAUUAAAUUAAGAUUUAGAAAACUACAUUUUUAUUGGCACAAAAGGAAUGUUCCUCAUUUUCGUCCUGUACCUUUAUUUGGGAAUUUCAUAGAAUUUGCUCUUGGAGUAAAAAUGAUUGUUAAUAUACUUGAAAAAAUUUAUAGACAUCCCAGUGAUAAAAAAUACGUUGGUAUAUAUCAGAUGAUGACACCAGUUUUGCUUAUACGAGAUCCUGAGCUUAUAAAUAAUAUUUUGGUAAAGGAUUUUUCACAUUUUACUGACCGAAGUGCACCUAUUGGCAACGUGAAAAAUAUGUAUGAACAAAUAGGAAAAUGCAGUAGUAAAUUACUUGAUAAAAUUGAAAAUAACUUAAAAAAUGAUGAUGUUAUUGAAGUUCGCAAUAUGAUGGGAAACUACUCAACAGAUGUUAUUGGAACAUGUGCUUUUGGAUUGGAACUCAAUUCAAUUACUGAUGAUGAUUCACCUUUCCGAAAAGCCGGCAAAGAAAUGUUAACUCCAACAUGGUCGACUAUGACCAGUCAAUUAGUACAAUGGAUAUAUCCUCCUUUAAAAAAAAUUUUAAACGUUAAAGAUAUGCCAGAAAAUGCAGGUAAAUUUUUCACAUCUGCGUUCAAUGAUACUCUGAAAUAUAGAAAAGAAAAUAGUAUUUUGAGAAACGAUCUUGUCCAAUGUUUAAUAGAAGCUAACACAGAUCUUGUUUUAAAGAAAACUGAACCCUUAGUUGAAUAUAAAUACUCAGACAUAGUUGCAAAUGCUAUUUUAAUGUUUCUUGCUGGUUUUGAAACUGUUUCCUCCACUAUGAGCUUUUGUUUAUAUGAACUUGCAUUAAACAAACCUAUCCAAGACAAAGUUCGCAAAGAAAUGACUCAAUUAAUGUCUAAGCACAAUGGAGAAAUCAAUAGUGAAUUUUUGUCUGACUUGCAUUAUUUAGAGAUGGUUUUAGCUGAAACACUUAGAAUGUAUCCACCAUUACCUUUUCUCAAUAGAGAAGUGACGAAGGAUUAUCAAAUUGAUGAUGACUUUAUAUUACGGAAAGGCAUGAAAACCAUGAUAUCCAUAUAUAGUUUGCAUAUGGACUCCAAAUUCUAUCCUGAUCCUAAGAUAUUUGAUCCCAAUAGAUUUACUGCUGAAGAAAAAGAUAAAAGACCAAAUGGAACAUAUUUGCCAUUUGGAGAGGGUCCACGUCAUUGUAUUGGUAAGCGUUUUGCUCAAAUGGAAAUGAAAUUGGCAUUGACAAAAUUAUUAAUUAAUUAUGAAGUAGAACCAUGCGAAAAAACUGAUAUACCAUUAGUAUUUUUAGUAAAACCUAUACUGUUUACUCCCAAAAAUGGAAUAUCGUUAAGAUUUAAGAAAAUAAUACAAUAAUAUUUACAAUUCAAUAAAUAUUAUUUAUGUUUAAUCAUAAUGUUUCAAAAUGAAUCUGUAUUUUGAUUUUAAAAAUAACUACAAUAUAGUAAUUUACUAUAUUGAUUUCAAUUUUUAUUCAAUAAUAUGGAUAAAAUUUCAUUAUAUUAUAGGGAAAAUUUUUUUUUAUUAAUU